Molecule: messenger RNA, 1269 nt
Organism: Solanum dulcamara
Lineage: Eukaryota; Viridiplantae; Streptophyta; Magnoliopsida; Solanales; Solanaceae
Product: protein trichome birefringence-like 41
Exons: 5
Coding region: 81-1223 (380 amino acids)
Cellular component (GO): Golgi apparatus
Molecular function (GO): O-acetyltransferase activity
Source: RefSeq, a predicted model, not a curated record
UCCAAAUCAAGCCUUCAAUCUUUUUUUACUAGUAAUUUUCCUCUUUUUCAGAUUUAUUUUUUCUUCUUUUCUCUGCCUUGAUGGAAACUAGACAUUAUUUCAAUUUUAUUUGUUUAAUUUAUGUUAUUUUGUGCGUAAAUUAUGAGUCAACUAGUGCUGUGGUACUAUUUAAACAUUCCAGUCACUCAAGAUUAUCAAAAUCAAGUAGCUCAUGUGAUUUAUUUCAGGGCAAUUGGAUUUAUGAUGAUUCAUAUCCAUUCUACAAUUCAUCCAUAUGUUCUUUUAUUGAAGGACAAUUCAAUUGCCAAGGAAAUGGAAGACCUGAUAAACUUUAUCUUAAGUACAAAUGGAAGCCUAAUGCAUGUGAAUUGCCCAAAUUUGAAGGAUUGGAUUUUUUGAAGAGGGUGAAGGGGAAGAAGAUAAUGUUCAUAGGGGACUCAUUGAGCCUUAACCAAUGGCAAUCACUUACAUGCAUGUUGCAUGCAGCCUUACCCCAUCUCAAUUACACACUCCAGAGAAAAGGAGACGUCUCCAAUUUUGUUUUUCAGGACUAUAAUGUUUCAUUGAUUUUAUCACGAAAUGCGUUUCUGGUAGAUUUGGUUAAAGAGAAAAUAGGGAGAGUUCUAAAGCUUGAUUCAAUCCAAAACGGCGUCGCUUGGAAAGGUUUCGAUAUGCUCAUUUUCAAUACAUGGCAUUGGUGGCUCCACAAGGGAAGCCAACAAUCAUGGGAUUUUAUACAAAAAGGAGAUCAAAUAUAUAAAGACAUGGAUCGAUUGGUGGCCUUUAAAGAAGGACUUAAAACUUGGUCCAAUUGGGUAGAAUCAAAUAUUGAUCCUAACAAAACAAGAGUAUUCUUUCAAGGCAUUUCUCCUACACAUUACAAUGGGCAAGAAUGGAGUGCUAGCAAGGCAAGUAGCAAUUGCAAUGGACAAACCCAACCAAUUAGUGGCUCAGUGUAUCCUGGGGGACCAAUGGCAGCAGCAACAGUUGUGAAGGAUAUUUUAAACAAUAUGUCAAAACCAGUGACAUUACUUGACAUUACAUUACUUUCCCAACUAAGAAAAGAUGGACACCCCUCAAUUUAUGGUAUUAAUAAUAAUUUCACAGAGACAAAAAAGGGCAAUGAUUGUAGUCAUUGGUGUCUUGCUGGUGUGCCUGAUACUUGGAAUCAACUCUUUUAUGCUCUUCUUCUUAACCAAUACAAAUCAUCAAAUACUAUAUGAUCAAAAUACAAAGGAUUCUUGUUUUUUUUCCGUCAAAUUAUUAUGA